CCCCUAAACAACAGAUAAGAAAUGUUUUGAUUUUUUUCUCCAGAGUUUUAUUAAACAAAAACAUCUAAAAAUUUAAUAAAACCAUGAAAUUAGCCACAAAUUUAAAUCAAUUGUGGUCUAAGAAACGCACCAAUAGUGAUGAAAACUUGUGUACUUACUUAUUUUUUGCCGUGCUGAGGAUAGUGUUAGUAUUUAUACCCCAGUUGGGCUAUGUGCACCCCGAUGAAUUUUUCCAAACUGUAGAGGUGAUGAAUGGAGAUCAUUUUCGUUUGGAACAUGUUAGAACCUGGGAAUUUAACAACACAUUGCCUGUGCGCAGCAUAACCCUGCCUUUUAUUUUGUUACGAGUGCCCUGGAGUUUUUUGGAAUUCAUUGCUGUGUACUUUAAAGAACAUCUGAGCAUAGAUUUAUUGGUUAGUUAUACUUAUUUAGUAUUUCCUAGACUAAUCUAUUGUAUAUUGUCGUUUGUUAAUGAUUGGUCUUUGUAUCGCGUAUGCUGUUUGUAUAGUUUAAGAUAUGAAAUACGUCUAUUGGCUUUGGGCAGUAGUUGGGUUAUGUUGGUAUUCGGUACCCACACCUUUUCCAAUACGCUGGAAAUGGCGUUGUGCUCUUUGCUUUUGUAUUUGGUGGCCGAAUGCAUGAUUACCACAAAUACGGUGGUAUAUAAAAAAGAGUUUUUGGAGGAGAAAUAUGAUAAGGCUGCCUCUAUAGGUGAACGUGUUAAAAUAUGGAAACUUAAGACAUCCUUGCCGGCCCAUAACUUUAAUAGACUGUUUGCCAUGUCUUCUAUAUGCGUGGCGGGAGUGUUUAAUCGUCCUACUUUUUUGCUGUUCGGCUCGCCCAUGGUUUUCUAUUGGUUAUUGAGAGGCAUGGGCACUAAGACGGUUACGUUUACCGAUUUUCAUUUACGCAUGAUUUUGUUUUGUUUAAGUGCCAUACCAUGUACAGUCCUGUUUAUUUUAUGCGACUCUUUGUACUAUCAACAUUUAACGGCCGGAGAAAUACAAUCAAUGCAUAUAGGCAUAGAUAAUUUUGUGUUUACCCCUUGGAAUUUUAUCAAGUACAAUUUAGAUUCGAAGAAGACAGCCGAGCAUGGUUUACAUCCCAAAUAUAUACAUUUGUUUGUCAAUAUACCUUUACUUUAUGGCAUAUUGGGCAUUAUUGCCUUGGUUUCAUUUGCCCAUAUGAUGAUACGUUUCUUUCGUGCUGAAUAUCAGGGUCUACCCAGAGCCCAAAGUAUAGUGGGUCUUAUGUCGGGCGCCAUAUUUAUUCCCUUGUUCUUUCUUUCCCUAAUUAAUCACCAGGAGCCUAGAUUUCUAAUACCCUUUACAUUUCCCAUUAUAUUGUUACAUGGGCCCAAACUUUUAACCGGUUUUGCGGCUCAUUAUCCCUUUCGCAUAGAACAUCCUGGGCUAAGGUUUUUAUACGAUAAGUUUUUGUGUUCUAAGGUCUCCUCAAUGCAUGUCUUAAAACUAUGGUAUGUUGGUAAUAUAGCUAUGACAGUAUUCUUUGGCUUUGUGCAUCAGGCUGGGAUAUUUCCUAUGACCCAAUAUUUCGAACAGGCGGUUAAAAUGAAAUCAUCCGAUCAACAUUUUCAUUUAAUUACCUCUCAUACGUAUAUGGUGCCACUGUCCUUUAUAAACGUACCCAGUUCCCAGCUGGUACAUUUUAAUCGUCAAACCAAACAGCGCUAUAAGAAACAAAAAGAUUUCUAUCUUUAUGAAUACGGUAAUAUGGAUUUGAAAACUGUUAUUUCAAAACUUAAACUUAUUAUAGCAAACAAUGAAUUGAAAAAGGCAACAAAACGUUUGAGAUAUCGUGUUUUCUUGGCGCUGCCUUCCUCGCUAAGCGAUGAUCUCAAUUAUGUGCUGCAACAAAGCAAUUCCUCCUAUCUGUUUUAUGAUCUCAAACGUGUUUUUUAUCCUCAUCUAUCUACCGAGGCUUUUCCUGAAAUCCUAGGUCGUCAUCCGGGUAUUAUUGAUCCACCCCAUUGGUCUGAAGAUAAUCUUAAGGGUUAUUGUAGUUUGGAACAAGAGCCUGAGCUAACAUUCUCCUAUAUUAGUAAACAGUUUUCUUCGUUUGUCCAUCAAUUCGGUUUGGCUUUAUAUGAGUUUGAAUUGAAACGUAAUCGGCCCAAGAUACGGAAUUCUGUGACAAAUGGCAAAUGUUAUAAUUGAGUUUAGGGUAUGUGAAUAACUGUAGAUGUGAAUUUUAAACCAAAGAUUAAGUUUAGUUUUAGUUAAAAUAUUAGUUUAAUUUAUGAUCUUUAGAAAAAAGCCUUUGACAGAUAAUAAUAUACAUAGAAAUGAAGGAGAGAGCAAGCGAUACUUAAUAAAAAUUAUUCUUUUCUUACUUAUGGCUGCUAAAAAUAACAAUAUAUUCGAUUUUGAAAGUGAGACCUUUAAGCAUGGUCUUUCUAUGGCCUUUAAUUUCGAUUUGAAACAUUUUUGAUUCAAGACAUUCCAGUAAUCAUAUCAUAUGGCACUUUUUUUUUAAAUCUUUUUUAUAUUUUUGUUUUUAUAUUUGUAUUUUUUUCUUAUGAAAUAAUUAUAUGCUUUUUAUAAUGUUA
Calliphora vicina (urban bluebottle blowfly) is the source of this 2569-nucleotide messenger RNA. It is a transcript of the gene PIG-Z, whose product is annotated as phosphatidylinositol glycan anchor biosynthesis class Z. The record is from RefSeq and is a predicted model, not a curated record. NCBI's taxonomy places the organism in Eukaryota, Metazoa, Arthropoda, Insecta, Diptera, Calliphoridae. Bases 84 to 2177 code for a protein of 697 amino acids. Gene Ontology annotation, cellular component: endoplasmic reticulum membrane. Gene Ontology annotation, molecular function: alpha-1,2-mannosyltransferase activity. The transcript has 2 exons. Gene Ontology annotation, biological process: GPI anchor biosynthetic process.